AUGUCCGUCUUCAACAUUGUCGAAUAUCAGGCUGGGCAGAGAAAUCCCAUUGGCCGUGGAUUUCGCAAAAAUUCUCAGGGCCAACUUUCACCUGCGUCCGCGGAAACAUCUGGAAAAGACACCCAGCCAAGACACAAUUCGACUACGCUCAACGCCCUCGUCGAUCUCGACAGACUUUCUCGCUGA
This is a messenger RNA of Parastagonospora nodorum SN15, 186 nucleotides long. RefSeq lists its product as hypothetical. The transcript has 2 exons. Lineage: Eukaryota; Fungi; Ascomycota; Dothideomycetes; Pleosporales; Phaeosphaeriaceae. The record is from RefSeq and is a predicted model, not a curated record. Bases 1 to 186 code for a protein of 61 amino acids.